UCUUGAUUUGCAGUAAUAAUUGCAGGAUACUAUAACUCUGUUAAUUUACCUUUCGAAUAAGGUAUCACAGUACCUCCUGAAAACGAAUGGAAUUAACCUUAUGUCUAAGGAAAUGGGUGUACACACUUUUAGUUUCACAUUAGGUCGUCAUGCGCAGCAUGUUUGUGUACGGCUACGAUUUCCGAAGUGUGUCCAUGUCCAAGUUUGAUCUCAUUAACUUCUGAGCGUCAUCGAUUGAUAUUCUUCUGCAAUACGAAAAAUAGACACUCUGAUUGAAAAGAACGAAGAUGAAAAUGUCAGAGGACCACGACGCGCACGUUCUCAACAUUACCACAUGUACAGAAAUUAACCUGUCUUUUACGCACAGAUUUUUACCAGCUGUGUUCGUGCUGGUGUUUGUCGUCGGAACAUUUGCAAACUUCUGUGGGUUAAAAACUGUUUUUACACGCUGGAAGAAAAUUGGAAGUAUUAACAUAUUUAUUCUCAACCUUGGAAUAGCGGACUUGCUAUACCUAUUUACAUUACCAUUUUUGGUUGUCUAUUACGCGCUAAACAGUAAAUGGAUAUUUGGACAAACAUUCUGCAAGAUCACCAGAUUCUGUUUCAAUUUGAAUCUCUACGGCAGUAUCGGGUUCCUGACAUGCAUCAGUAUUUAUCGAUACCUUGGUAUUGUGCACCCAAUGAACGUGAUGGGAAGAAUCAACACUCGCCACUCGGUGGCAAUAAGUUUUCUUGUCUGGAUUGUGGUUUUUAUUCAGAUACUUCCCGAUAUGUUCUUUGACAAGACAGCACCAAAUUCCUCAGAUGCGUGCUAUGACUCGACAGCCAACCACCUUAUCAAGGAUUACCUGCCGUAUAGCAUUGGCUGGACUGUUACCGGAUUCGUUAUACCAUUGCUCGUCAUUCUUGCUUGCUAUGGACAUAUAGUAGUGGUCCUUGCCACCAAAGCCAACGUCAAUACUUUAUUGAAACAGAGGUGUCUAAAACUAGUCAUCAUCUUGACUGUGUUAUUCUCAAUUUGCUUUAUCCCUUACCAUGUUUUGAGAAAUCUCAAUUUGAAGAUAAGGAUUUUGAAAAUGGAAGGCACUUGCAAAGCAAGCUUCGAUGACAUCUAUGUUGCUCAUCAAAUCAGCCGCGGCCUGGCUAGCCUGAAUAGCGCAAUCAAUCCGUUGAUUUACUUGAUUGGAAAUGAUGAUUUUCUCAUGCGCUUUCAUAAUGUCACAAAACGAGCCAGGAUGUCUCUUGUUCAUUGGACUGGUGCUGUAAUUUACCGCAAGGCAGAUCCACCAACAGAAGAAUUUCAACCAGAAAACUUUGACCAGCUAGUUAUUUAAACCAAUAUUGUACCAAAGGCCUGUAUGUAAAUAUGUUGUACUCUAUGCUUUAUUCAUCAUUCUCAGAGUAUUUUAUUGUGUUAUGUGAGAGCCUGUGAGUGGCUGAAUGCACUUGUGUAAAGUGAUAUACUGUUCCAUUUAGUCAGUGAUAUGUAGAGCUAUAUCACUGAAAAAAACAAACUCUCAAUAUGCAUUUCUGAUAUUACAUAAGAAUGACAGGUAUUCCAGCAUCCUAUUACCUACCAAUGACUGAAGUAUUCCUCUGUUUUCAAUAAACAAUACAAAUGUGUCAAGCUCAAA
Messenger RNA from Oncorhynchus tshawytscha (Chinook salmon), 1634 nucleotides. Its product is annotated as P2Y purinoceptor 1. Gene Ontology annotation, cellular component: membrane. Gene Ontology annotation, biological process: G protein-coupled receptor signaling pathway. Bases 288 to 1334 code for a protein of 348 amino acids. The transcript has a single exon. The record is from RefSeq and is a predicted model, not a curated record. NCBI's taxonomy places the organism in Eukaryota, Metazoa, Chordata, Actinopteri, Salmoniformes, Salmonidae. Gene Ontology annotation, molecular function: neuropeptide receptor activity.